Messenger RNA from Cajanus cajan (pigeon pea), 824 nucleotides. The record is from RefSeq and is a predicted model, not a curated record. Lineage: Eukaryota; Viridiplantae; Streptophyta; Magnoliopsida; Fabales; Fabaceae.
UUCAACCAGCAGUGCCAAGAUUUGAUGGUCACUACAGUCAUUGGGCGAUGCUUAUGGAGAAUUUUCUACGAUCAAAGGAGUAUUGGGUUGUGGUGGAAAAUGGAGUUUCUGCAGCAGCAGAAGGUGUCACUCUAUUUGAGGCACAAAAGAAAACUUAUGAAAAGCAGAAAUUGAAGGAUCUUAAUGCUAAGAACUAUUUGUUUCAGGCUUUAGAUCGUUCAAUUUUGGAAACUAUAAUCAACAAAGAUACAUCCAAGAGUAUUUGGGACUCCAUGAAGAAGAAAUAUGAAGGAACAACCCGUGUAAAACGUGCUCAUCUCCAAGCUUUGCGAAAAGAUUUUGAAACUGCUCACAUGAAGGAAGGAGAAUCAGUGAAUGAGUACCUUGCUCGUGUUCUUGUCAUUAGUAACAAGAUGAAAGCCAAUUGUGACGAUUUGAAAGAAGUUGCAGUGGUAGAAAAGAUUCUAAGGUCCAUGACAUCGGAGUUCAAUUAUGUUGUGUGUUCCAUUGAAGAAUCCAAGGAUACAAGUAUAUUGUCGAUUGAUGAGCUACAAAGUAGUUUGCUUGUGCAUGAACAACGCAUGGGUAAUACUGUCCAUGAAGAACAUGCUCUGAAGGUGACUUAGAGCAACCAAUAUGAUGGUCCUGCUGGACGAGGAAGAGGGCGUUGGAAUUCUGGAGGUAGAGGUCGUGGAAGAAGCAGGCAAAAUAUUGAUAAAGCAACCGUGGAAUGCUAUAAUUGUCACAAGCUCGGGCACUUUCAGUGGGAAUGUAAACAAGGGGUGACAAAUUUUGCAGAAAGUCAGGUAGAGAGUGCCGAAGAA